Molecule: messenger RNA, 929 nt
Organism: Scaptodrosophila lebanonensis
Lineage: Eukaryota; Metazoa; Arthropoda; Insecta; Diptera; Drosophilidae
Product: SOSS complex subunit B homolog
Exons: 2
Coding region: 213-758 (181 amino acids)
Biological process (GO): mitotic cell cycle checkpoint signaling; response to ionizing radiation; double-strand break repair via homologous recombination
Cellular component (GO): SOSS complex
Molecular function (GO): DNA binding
Source: RefSeq, a predicted model, not a curated record
AGGCUAAUGGAUUUGGAUAUUACAAAAUCGUAGAACCAUAUGGAAGACUGUUAAAUAUAUUUCCCAACGACAUUUGUACGUUCAUAAACGCAAGACAGAUUGAUUUAAUAAUCAAGCAAGACAAACAAUAUACACAAUAUAAAGCAACUGUUAAUCACUUCUGUAUAGGUACUUCAUGUACCCAACGCAUUUAGCCAAGAAUAAAGGAAAUUAUGUACAACGCCGACUGUAUUCCUAUCAAAGACAUUAAGCCGGGACUUAAAAACAUCAAUGUCAUAUUUAUUGUGCUAGAAGUGGGCGUAGCCACCUUAACCAAGGAGAAUCGAGAGGUACGCAAUUUUAAGGUGGGUGAUCCCACUGCCAGCAUAAAUGUCUCAAUUUGGGAUGAGCCUGGCAAGCUAAUCGCACCCGGAGACAUUGUGAGGUUGACAAAGGGAUAUGCCUCCAUCUGGCGUCACUGCCUAACAUUAUACUCAGGGAAAAAUGGCGAGGUCUUCAAAAUUGGAGAGUUCUGCAUGAUCUUCAACGAGCAGUUGAACAUGAGCGAGAAGCGUGUUGAACAGCCAACGCCUCCACCAGCUGUUAUGGCACAGCCGGUAGUCCCAGCCGGUGUCGUAGUUCCUGCUCCUGUACAGCCCGUGCCGGUGACAACAGCACCGGUAGUAGCGCCUAUCACACCACAGACUACCAAGCAAGGCACUCGAGGAGGACGGGCUGGAGCCGGACGUGGAGGAGCACUUAAGGCAGAGCGACGUUAAAGGAUGUACGCAUUUCCAAAUAGUGUAUUAUUUAGAAAGCAGAUGAGCUACACACCUAUUAAGUUAUGUGACACAAUUUGUAGCAAUUCGAAUUAAGUGGUAUUUGUCAAACAUUCACGUCUCAAUUAUUUAGCAAAAUAAAUGCAUAUUGCUGUUUUGUAUUAAAACUAA